CUUGACCUCCAGAACAUUCUCGUUGACGACGACGGUAAUGUGACCGGCAUCAUCGACUGGGACAAGUCUUAUGCAGCACCGCGCUGUAUCGGUGCCUCUGCUGUUCCCAUCUUCCUCCGUAGCGAUUGGUUCCCUCGCUACACACACGAUUUACGCAUCACCCCACACAUGGGUUGGAAUGAGCACUACUAUCGUCAGAUAUAUGCUGCUGCUAUGGUAGAAGUUGGCAACCCUGAUGCAAAGUACACAUUGAAGUCAGCUAUCUACCAGGCGUGCAUGUCGGCAAUUUACGAAGGCGGUGACUACAACGACCUCAUCGAGAAGCUGGUCCGAUACAUCCCAGAGUGUCGAAUCCAUACCGAAGAUCUCAAGCUCGGACUUGGUAUGGGGUGGCCCGCAGCGGUAGAAAUGCUCGAAUGCCAGCUGAAGAAGAUUUUUGAGCCAGAGUUGCCGCGCGCUGGGUUGCUGAAGGACUUGAAUGAAGAGCUGGAGCUGAAGGGUUGGUUGGGUGGAUUUGAUGACCUUCUGGCGUUCUACGAGGAAGAAGAA
Messenger RNA from Macroventuria anomochaeta, 549 nucleotides. RefSeq lists its product as uncharacterized. The record is from RefSeq and is a predicted model, not a curated record. The transcript has a single exon. NCBI's taxonomy places the organism in Eukaryota, Fungi, Ascomycota, Dothideomycetes, Pleosporales, Didymellaceae. The annotation marks the transcript as partial.